Molecule: messenger RNA, 1003 nt
Organism: Emiliania huxleyi CCMP1516
Lineage: Eukaryota; Haptophyta; Isochrysidales; Noelaerhabdaceae
Exons: 1
Source: RefSeq, a predicted model, not a curated record
GGCGCCUCCACGCGUGCCUCGGCUCGUUCUGCUUGAAGGACGAGGUCCGAUCGCUCGCCGCGGUCGGCGCCCUGAUGGGCGGCCGGCGGCCAGACGACGCCUGCGCCGCGGCAUGCCGGUCUUUCCGCCUCUUGCCGUGGCGCGCGCUCACCGCCGAGGACUGCGCGAGCAGUGCCGACUCCGGGCUGCACGAGCGGACAGAGCCGGCCAAAGUCGGCUGUGUCGACGCGUUCGUGAGUCACUCGUGGUCCGACGACGGGCAGGAAAAGUACGAGGCGCUCGCCUCGUGGGCGCGCGCGUUUGAGCACGAGGUCUGCCGGCCGCCGACGCUGUGGCUCGACAAGGCGUGCAUCAACCAGAGCAAUGUCGACGCGUCGCUCGCCGGGCUUCCCGUCUACCUGGCGGGCUGCCGCAAGCUGGUCGUGCUCGCGGGGCCGUCUUACUCUUCGCGCCUCUGGUGCGUGCCGUCGUUGUCUGGCUGCAGAUGGCGCUCUUCACUCUUGUGGUUCUAAAUAGGUGCGCCAUGGAGAUCUUUGUCUGGCUGCAGAUGGGUCGGGGAAAGUCGGACGUGACGGUUGUGCCCUUUGGAGACCACGGCCACGCCAGAGGCAGCACAAAGGAGAAGCGGCUCGGCGCAAGACGCCGCGACCAAUUCUCGCGCUUCGAACUCGCGCACGCACGCUGUGCUGUUCGGUGCGACACGCACCGGCUCCUCGCCGUCAUCGAGGCGGCCUUCGGCUCACACGCCCCAUUUAACACUCUCAUGCGGUCCAUCCUCUCCGAGCGGGUCUUUGUUGGCGCUUGCGGAGAGCUGCUUUCGCGCCGGCCUGCCUCGCUGGUGGUGGUGGGUGCCGAGGUGUAAUAUAGCUAAUUUAGACCGGACCCUACGCGCUACGGCUUUAGACGCUGAGUAGAGAAGUUUAAGGUACACUCUUCCACUCUCGCGACUCCACGUCCACGUCUCAAGAGGUGUAAUUUAUGAGGGUGUACAAUAUAUGUCCAU